AUGGAUCAAGAGCAUAUCGACCUUGAAGUUGGAACUAUCGAAGACCCCGCUGAAAACGUACAAACUAUCGAAAAAGAAGAAAACGCUAGCACGGACAUCGACGACGAAAGACAGAAACGGUAUACCCACUGGAAAAAGAAUGCUAAGCUUUUAUAUGAGUUUUUGAACACCAACAACACCAAAUGGCCAUCGCUAACGUGCCAGCUAUUCCCGGACCUUGAUCUUGCAGGCGAUACACAUCGGAUCCUCUUAUCGUCUUUCACAUCGUCACAAUUGAAACAAGAUGAGUCCCUAUAUGUGGGUAAACUGUCGUCUAUGAAGCAUCUCAAUUGGAGCUCGCUCAAUAACUUCGACAUGGAGGAAAGAGAAUUCAAAAUCGACAACUCGUUGAAACUACCGCCCAAAAACCUGGUGGAGGACCUACGUAUUAAGUUUCCAGCCGGUGGAGACUGUAACAAGGCUCGUUUCAGCCCCGCAAACCCGGACAUUAUAGCCGCAGCGUCGUCCAAUGGAUCCGUAUACGUGUUUGAUCGAACCAAACAUGGAUCGGCCCUUCAGAAGUUACUCUCUGGGUCGUCCAAUGAACCCGAUUACCAGAUACAUUGCCAACUACCGACUUCAACAGAAACUGGGCCCAAUGAAGCACUCAGCUUGGCCUGGAAUUGGCAGCAAUCAGGGUCUUUGGCCACUACAUAUGCACAGGGCCAACUUUGCGUGUGGGACCUUCAAAAAUUCGUCAAAACUUCUACAACACUGAUAGAUCCAGCCUUUACGGUGGAUGUUGAUUCAAAAGGCGCCAAUGAUGUGUCCUGGAUGGUAAACCACGACUCUCUGCUCGCAUGUUGCGGCGAGGGCAAUCUUUUACAGCUCGUGGACGUCAGAACCGACCACCAGACCCAAAAGGUUGCACAAACAGCUUCUCAUCACACAGGGGGGAUUAACGUUUGCCAGUUCAACUACCACAAGGAUCUUUUGCUCGCUUCUGCAGACUCUUCGGGCAACAUCAACCUGUGGGACGUACGAAACUUUCAAGAACCCUUACAAGCGUGGCAACACGGCGAUGCAGUUUCUGCCCUACAAUGGAACCCUCAUCACGGUUCUGUACUUGCCACGGCUAGUCAAAAUGACGGUCUCGUCAAACUAUGGGAUCUAUCACAGCCGGACAAGGAUAACCAGCUAGUCUUCACCCACGGCGGACACAUGUUGGGCGUCAACGAUAUCUCCUGGGACCUUCACGAUCCUUGGAUGAUGUGUAGUGUGUCCAACGACAACUCGGUCCAGCUUUGGAAACCUGCUGGCCACCUCAUGGCGGCUAUUUAG
Molecule: messenger RNA, 1320 nt
Organism: Lachancea lanzarotensis
Lineage: Eukaryota; Fungi; Ascomycota; Saccharomycetes; Saccharomycetales; Saccharomycetaceae
Gene: MSI1
Product: LALA0S04e03356g1_1
Exons: 1
Coding region: 1-1320 (439 amino acids)
Biological process (GO): regulation of gene expression
Cellular component (GO): nucleus; cytoplasm; Rpd3L-Expanded complex
Molecular function (GO): histone binding
Source: RefSeq, a predicted model, not a curated record